AUGACGACCCAGGAACCAGGCGGCAACGAGUCGCCGCGCCACGCUCCGAGCCCGCAUCGCGAAGAUGGGCCGUACGUGCUGCGUCCCCUGCUGGACAAUGUUCCUCUGUCAGCGGACGGACCACAGGACGGCAUAAAGAUUAACUGUGUCGAAUAUUUUGAUGGCAACCUUUACGUCGGCACGUCUGCAUCCGAGCUGCUUCACUUCGUCAAGAUACCUCCCGACCCCUCGGACAGAUCCGCGCGAGCCGUAUUCAUCCUUGCCUCGAGACUGUCGCCCCCCUACGUCGAAGCGCCAGGAGCUCUCCCCAACACUCGGCCCGGCAUACAGCAGAUCCUCCUCCUGCCCAUGGUAGGCAAGGCCUGCAUCCUGUGCAACUCCACUGCCACGUUCUACUCUCUCCCCGAGUUGAGUCCGGUGUCUGGCACCGGCCAGGUCAAGAACUGCAAUUGGAUAGGCGGUGUCGACUUGAACGAGGCCCCCACCGAGAGCGCGACUGAAGUGACGAUACUCCUCUCCUUGAAACGGCGCAUACAAGUCGUACGAGUCGGGGAAGGGAUACAAGCCCUCAGAAACAUCGAUUACGCUGGCAGUGCGUUUACGCUCCGCCGCGACUCGAUAGCAUGCGUUGCCGAUGCGAGGUCGUACGCGCUAUUGGAUGUUGAGAGGCGGCUGAAGAUCCCGCUCAUGAGUGUAUCGUCGUUGGAUGAGCCGCCACCCCCAGAGCAGGUCGGGCAAGUACAGUCUCUGUCUUCCGACACAACCGGGGGCAUCGUUCGUAGCGCUUCUUCCGCCGAGAAUCGCCCAACCUCUACCGCUCAAAGCCACAGUCGUAGUGUGAGCUUGGGAGCGUCCAUAACAGCGUCCCCAACUCCCGACGAGUUCCUUCUCGUGAUUGGAACCAGUCCAUCAGAUCCUGGUAUCGGCAUGUUUGUCAGUCUAGAUGGGGAUACAACUCGAUCAACUCUUGAGUUCGAGCAAUACCCGCGGCAAAUCGCGGUUGACGGCAAGCAGGCGGACCUAGUCUCAUCCCGCUCCGGCUACGGCGAAGAAGAAGAAGGCUACGUGCUGGCUUCGAUGACGAAAAAAUCCACAGAUGACGCUGGCGCUAUCCACGGUCUGGAGAUUCAGCGCUGGGAUGCUGGCGAGGAGGCGAAUCCAGAGAGACACUGGCUAGUGCCCCAUGACUUCAAGGAUCCCAAUCCAUAUGGGAUACGCUCCUUGGUAGGUCACGACGAGAUCCACUUUGAAGAGAUCGUGGAGAAGCUGAGCCUCACGCGAUUUUCACCGUUUCCGGGCCCUAUCGAGGCAUCUACAACAUCGCUUAAGAGCUCAGAUUCCCGGACAGCACUAUCUAUCGAACGAUUGUCCAAGGAGCGGGAGCUGUUUGAACGCGAUGACUCUCAAGAUGAAGAGUCACUCCCGGACGGUUGGGAGGCUGCACGGAAGUCGGAAGGAGAAGAGUUCACGCGCCGGCUAGCCAAGGCGGAGGUCAAGCUGGCAGUGUGGUGCCGCGAGCAGAUAUGGUGGGCCGCCCGGAACCCGCUGAUCGUCCAACUCGACUCCGUCCUUGAUGCCUCGUGCCCAUAUGGUUGCACAGACCCGAGAGGCAUAGACCGCCAUGCUAUCUUCACCAUGCUCGGCUCAAUCCGCGGGCGAGAUGCCCGAACCGAGCUUGAGUUCUUGACGCUUGGCUACCUACGACAGAAGGCUGGCCUUUUACUGCUCAUCAGUCUCUUGACUUCGUCCGAGUCGGAGCGAUUGUCAGAUGGCGAGAUGAGUGCCCUCGAGGAGGUUCUGGUGGACAGCAAACUCGACCCAAGAGUUGUUCUGUCCUUGAUACCUGGCGUUCGCAAUGAAAUCGUCGAGGGCCGCCGUGGCACGUGGAUUUAUGGCGGCGUUCGAACCGUGGCAGAAGCAUUCCUGCGAAAUACAUCUUUUGACGAAAUCGCCAAAGGAGGCAUCAGCAGCGUGUCGUUGAGAGUGAUGAACUUCUUGCGGCGCUUCCUGUCUGCUUGGAGGAAAAUGAAGGGCUUUGGUAGCGUCCCGGACGAACACGACGUGUUUCGGACCGUCGAUGCUGCCCUUCUGACGGUGCUCCUCGAGCUGGACCAGCCUUCGCGGCGAGGCGCUACAAGCGGCUCUACCGUUCGAGCCGAGCUAAAUGACCUCGUCGACAAGGGCGUCGACUGCUUCGAUCGAGCCGUCGACCUCCUCGAAUCGUAUCACAGACUCUUUGUCCUCAGCCGGCUGUAUCAGAGCCGAAAGCGGUCGAGCGACGUGCUGGCCACCUGGAGGAGGAUCGUGGAAGGAGAGAGAGACGACGGCCAGGAACUGGUCGAUGGUGAGAGGAGAGUCCGGGACUACCUCAGAAAGAUUAGCAGCCAGAGCCUGGUUCAGGAGUAUGGCAUAUGGCUCGCACGGCGCAACCCGAGGUUGGGUGUCCAGGUGUUCGCAGAGGACGGCGCGAGGGCUCCCAAGUUUGAGCCGAGUCGGGCAGUCGAGAUCCUCCGGCAAGAGGCACCAGACGCCGUCAAAUACUACCUGGAGCAUCUCGUCUUCGGCAAGGGGCACACGGCGUACGUGAACGAGCUGAUCACGUACUAUCUCGAUGUGGUCUUGGGCGAUCUUGAGUCAUCGGCUGCGAGCAGAGAAGCCGUCAUGUCGGCGUACGAUUCAUACCGCGCGCUGCAAGCGCCAAAGCCGACGUACCAUCACUUCCUGAGAGAAAACGCGCCCGAAAACGACGAAGUCUGGCAGAGUCGCCUGCGGCUUCUUCAGCUCCUCGGCGGGGCGCACGAGUACGACUCCGCAGCCAUCAAAGCCCGCAUCACGAGCUUGCCGGGCGACCUUCUGGUGCCGGAGACAAUCAUCCUGGCGGGCCGCGAACGACAUCACGAGGACGCGAUCCGACUGCUGGUGCAUCGGUUGGGCGACUACGACACGGCCGUCGCGUACUGUCUCCGCGGCGGCACCAGCGUCUAUGUCCCGCCGGAGAACCGGCGGCGUGGAGACAGCCUGCCGGAGCUGGAGCAGCAAGAACGCCUGUUCCAAGUUGUCCUGCGCGAGUUCCUCACCAUCGACAACAUGGGUGAUCGUGUCGAACAGACGAGUUCCCUGCUGGAGCGAUUCGGCGGCUGGUUCGAUGUAGUGGAGGUCCUGCAGCUCGUCCCGGACAGCUGGUCCGUCGAAGUAGUCGCCGGCUUCUUGGUCGGCGCGAUGAGGCGGCUGGUGCGCGAGAAGCACGAGAGCAUGAUGACUCGCGCGCUCAGCGGGGCCGAGAACGUGCGCGUCAACUACGACGUGGUAGUUGGAAUGGAGGAGAAGGGGCCCACGAUAGAGGCGGCCAACUGA
Messenger RNA from Purpureocillium lilacinum, 3354 nucleotides. The record is from RefSeq and is a predicted model, not a curated record. Lineage: Eukaryota; Fungi; Ascomycota; Sordariomycetes; Hypocreales; Ophiocordycipitaceae.